Molecule: messenger RNA, 1501 nt
Organism: Rhizophagus irregularis DAOM 181602=DAOM 197198
Lineage: Eukaryota; Fungi; Glomeromycota; Glomeromycetes; Glomerales; Glomeraceae
Source: RefSeq, a predicted model, not a curated record
AUGCAAAGGGCUCAGCAUUGGUUUUAUAGCACUAGCUGGUAUAAAGAUGUCAAAAAACUCAAAAAUAUUGUUAAUUAUGAUUGGCAAAAAAGAUGUAUUUGCCUAGACAACGGAAUUUUCCUUAUUGAGGUAUAUUAUGAUCAAGAUCUGGAAAUUGUUAUUCCAGAAAGGAUACAAAAAGUUAAGGAAUUCAUUAAUCAAGCAUCUAAAAGGGACAGUACUGAUGCGGUUCCAGAACGAAUGCCAAAUUGUAACUAUUAUCGGAAUCUGUGGUGGGAUAAGGGGGAACUUAGCUCAAAAGCAGAAUGGGAUAAAGUGACGCUCCCAUAUAAACUUGCUGUUGGAGUUACUUUAAAUGAGUAUGAACGUCGUGUAGAAGAGUUUAAUGUCCACGGUUGUUGGGAGUGGACCAAUGGUGAUGUUAUAAUCUACGAGUUGCCGUCGGAACCGCACGAAAUCUGCAUUGGUGCGAUAACUGAAGAAUUAAUGGAUGCCGUUAGACCUGUUAAAGGGACCAAUGCCCAGAUCUACAGUCUAGGAUCAACCAGGAAAGAAGCCGAUGAGUCAUUUAGACCAAAAAAACCACUCGUAGUUUCUCCACAUGGGAGUGAUGGACUCGAUUGCCCUUGGCCAAAUAUUGUUGUAGAGGUUGCGUAUACAGAGUCCGUAGAACAUGUAUUGGAAAAAGUAAAAAAUUACUGGCUUAAACCUAAUCGUGCUCACGAUGCUAUAGUUGUUAAAAUCGACCCUGUCCCCGCAGGUGAUAGGCCUAUUUGCAUGAAGGUAUGGCACUACUGCGUUUCAGACAGAGUAACAAGAAAUUUGUUUCCAGCAAGGGAUAAGUUUGAUUUCGGCCUGCAUCCACCAUUAACUAUGCAACCUGGUGCGUUUCUGAUCGAUAUUCAACUGGACUGUCUAUAUCAUGGUUUAAAAUCUAAUAUACAAAUUCCUCGAAAUAUUCUUCCAAAUCCGAUUGUUUUGGAUUUCUUUUAUGUUAAACGAGCAAUUGCAGAAAUGUUUGAGGAUAGGGAAUAAUGAAGCGUAUUACUGUAUGUUACUAGUAGCCUAAAAAAUCAAGAGAAAAUUACUACAUGCUGUCAUAUGAUACUGAUAUGUUAGUUUAGCUGAGCCAGCUUCUUUAUAAAAUAAAAUUUUUCGCUUAUUGCAUGAUGUGUGUGUUUUAUUACUAGUUAAUAAAGGUUUAUAUGCCAUCGCAAAUUCAUGCCAUAAAUUAGAUUUCUAAUCACAGAGUUUUCUGAAAUAUUGAUUUGUAAUGUUAUUCAUUCUUGUCCAAGGCUCCAACAGCUCAACCUUAGCGGUUGUGGAAUUAUCUAUAUAACUAUCAGAGAAACUAGAUUAUGUCCUAAUUUUUUACUUAACUGAUUAGUAGUCUUAAUCUUAGGAAUGGCAUGGUUGAACUGAAAGAAAACGGUGCAAAUUUUGAUAUAAUCAUAUAAGUAAUUUAUUACUCACCAUAGACGAUAAUUUUGCGAUCCCAAUC